Salvia hispanica is the source of this 828-nucleotide messenger RNA. RefSeq lists its product as uncharacterized. NCBI's taxonomy places the organism in Eukaryota, Viridiplantae, Streptophyta, Magnoliopsida, Lamiales, Lamiaceae. The record is from RefSeq and is a predicted model, not a curated record. Gene Ontology annotation, molecular function: nucleic acid binding.
AUGACCAAGACAACAGACAGGUACUACCUAUUGCCGGAUGAAGAUGAGCCAUGUAGGGCAUGCAAGUCAAUGAGGUUUAUCACCAAAGUGAUGUUCAUGUGUGCAGUAUGUAGACCAGUAUUUGGCCCGGAUGGCCAGACCAAAUUUGAUGGAAAGUUGGGUAUUUUUCCUUUCACUGAAGUGGUACCAGCAAAAAGAAAAUCAAAGAAUAGGCCUAGAGGCACACUUGAGACUAAACCAAUUCCAGCAGUCAAUAAGAAUGUGAUGAGGGACUGCCUAGUCCACAAGAUUGUACCAGCUAUUAAGGCCAAGUGGCCAGAUUGGGCAAGCAAAGAAAUUUUCAUCCAGCAAGACAAUGCCACACCCCACAUAAAUAGUGUGGAUCCUGAAUUUGAGGAUGUAGCAAAUUCAGAUGGAUUUAAAAUCCAACUGAUUUGUCAACCAGCCAAUUCACCUGACACCAACAUACUAGACCUUGGCUUUUUCCGGGCUAUUCAAACACUGCAGCAUGAGAAACCAUGCUCUACUGUUGAUGAAUUGUUGGGAAAUGUGUAUAGCUCUUAUGAAGAGCUAUCACCACAGACCCUAAACAAGGUUUUCCUCUCAUUGCAGGCUUGCCUUACUCAAAUUCUGAUAUUCAGGGGUGGGAACAACUACAAAGUCCCUCACAUUAACAAAGACAGGUUGGAAAGAACAGAGGGGCUGCCUAAUGCAUUGGAUGUGGAUGAGAAGCUUGUGAGAGAUGUGCUAGAGUACUUACAGCUACCAGAGAACAAUGCAGGUGGUGCAUAUGACAUUGAACCUUUGUCUACUGCUUUUGGGUUCUAA